This is a messenger RNA of Paralichthys olivaceus (Japanese flounder), 1923 nucleotides long. The record is from RefSeq and is a predicted model, not a curated record. Lineage: Eukaryota; Metazoa; Chordata; Actinopteri; Pleuronectiformes; Paralichthyidae.
AUGGUUUUUCUGCUGCACAUGUUUUCCCUUUACACUCUGAGCGUCUUCAGCGGAGCCUCGGCCGCCUCUCACUAUAACUGCAACGGUCCUCUGGUAUCAGCGUUGCCCCAUUCAUCCUUUCAGAGCUCCUCUCAGUCGUCAGUCAGAUAUGCUGCGUACAAUGCCAAACUCAACAGAAGAGAUGGAGCCGGAGGCUGGUCCCCCAUGGUGACCGACCAGGAGCCCUGGCUCCAGGUGGACCUCAAGGAGCAGCUGGAGGUGACGGCGGUGGCUACGCAGGGACGUUAUGACAGCUGGGACUGGGUCAGCAGUUACCUGCUGCUCUACAGUGACACGGGCCGGGCGUGGAAACAGUACAGGCACGAGGACGGAGUCGGGAGGUUUGUCGGGAAUGUGAAUUCGGAGGCCGUGGUCCAGAACAAGCUGUCCCACCCUGUGAGGACACGUUUCCUGCGCUUCGUCCCUCUCGACUGGAACCCCAGCGGUUGGAUGGGCCUCAGAGUGGAGGUGUACGGCUGCUCCUACAAGUCGUACGUGGCGGACUUUGACGGCAGAAGCUCGCUGCUGUAUCGGUUCAACCAGAAGUCCAUGUCGACGGUGAAGGACGUGAUCUCCCUGCGAUUCAAGAGCCACCAGGCCGAGGGCGUGUUGCUGCACGGAGAAGGGCAGAGAGGAGAUUACGUCACCCUGGAGCUUCACCGAGGAAGACUGGACCUCUACCUCAACUUAGACGACAGCCGGCUGAGAUUCAGCAGCGGCCGCGUUGCUGUCACCGUGGGCAGUCUGUUGGACGACCAGCACUGGCACUCGGUUCACAUCGAGCGCUUCAACAAGCAGGUUAACCUCACAGUGGACUCCCACACACAGCACUUCCAAACCAAAGGAGAGGGACACUCGCUGGAGGUGGACUAUGAGCUGAGUUUCGGGGGCAUCCCGCUCCCUGGUAAACCCGGCACCUUCCUGAGGAAGAACUUCCACGGCUGCAUGGAGAACCUCUACUACAACGGGAUCAAUAUCAUAGACCUGGCAAAGAGACGCAAGCCACAGAUACACAGUGUGGGCAACGUGACCUUCUCGUGCUCGCAGCCCCAGCUGGUGGCUUGCACCUUUCUGAGCUCCGGCAGCAGCUUCCUGUCGCUUCCAUCAGCAGCAUCUGCCACGGGAGGCUUCUCUGUCCGCUUCCAGUUCAGGACGUGGAACCCAGAUGGGCUUCUGAUGUCUGUGGCGCUGAACCCGGAGCCCCAGAGACUGGAGCUGCAGAUCAGCAACACCCAACUGCGUCUGACCCUCCACAGCUCAGGACAACAGAAGUCAGAGGUCUCCACCGGUUUCCGAGUCAGUGACGGACUGUGGCACUCGGUGAGUCUGGACACCAGGAACCUUCAGAUCUCUGUGACCGUGGACGGAGAGCCGUGCUCCACCACUGAGCUGUGGGAGCAAGUGGAGUCGAGAGGCAGUUUGUAUUUUGGAGGUUGCCCUGCCGCCGACUGCCACGGCCCGACUCCGUCCUUCCAAGGCUGCAUGCGGCUCAUGUUCCUCAACGGCCAGCCGGUGAAUCUCAGCCACGUGCAGCAAGGACUGCUGGGAAAUUACAACGAGCUUCAGUUCGACACGUGCAACAUGAGAGACAGGUGCCUCCCGAACCUGUGUGAACACGGAGGCCGCUGCGCUCAGACGUGGAGCUCCUUCGCCUGCGACUGCUCGGGAACGGGUUACUCUGGAGCGACCUGUCACAACUCCAUCUACGAGUCGUCCUGCGAGGCGUACAAGAUGAUUGGCAGCUCCUCGGGCUUCUACUCCAUAGAUCCAGAUGGGAGUGGUCCCCUGGGGCCCGCGCAGGUGUACUGCAACAUGACAGCAACCAAUCCUCACUGUCACUCUGAGCAGCUCCUGGGAGUUUACCUGUGCCGUCAUAUCUUUUGA